Durusdinium trenchii is the source of this 252-nucleotide messenger RNA. NCBI's taxonomy places the organism in Eukaryota, Dinophyceae, Suessiales, Symbiodiniaceae. The record is from the annotation of a GenBank genome assembly.
AUGUUCUUGGGCCCUGGACCGGCUGUUGGCCCAGGAGUCAGGGCGCCACUGCGUGGCAUCAACUUGGAACCAGACCCGAAUAUCUUGCGGUUGCGGACGGAACGGCUUAACAAGGAUUUUUUGUACACUUACAGGCUGAAACGCAAAGAAUAUUGGGUGUACAAAGCCGCCGCCAGACUUUGGCGAGAGGGAAUUGAAUGGGCGACCGCUUUGGAGAUUGUAAGCGAGGCAUUUGACGCUACAACCCACUAG